AUGGAGAUAUGGCCAGUGGAGGAGACGGCUGGGGGCGAGGGGUUUCAGCUGCCCCACGCCUGUGAGGGCUCUACCCCUCCUGCCCGGCCCGCGGUGGCCUCGGCCCAUGGCGCGGGCAGCCGAACCCAGCUCUCGCUGUACGAUGCCGCUUGCCAGAUCGCCCAGGAGAUCGCUGAGAAAAUCCAGGAGCGUAACCGGUACCAAAGGAGCGGGGAGAGUUCGGCCAAGCUCAAUGUGGUUAUCAGAUCGUCGUUGCAGAAUCUCAGAGAGAAGAUCGAUCAGCUGAAGGACUUACUGCUUCGGGCCGUAUCAACACGCCAAAUCACGCAGCUGGAGGGAGACAGGAGGCAGAAUUUGGUGGACGACCUUCUCACACGACAGAAGCAACUUCAGGCAUCGUAUAAGAAUGAAGGCCCAGAACCCGACGUGAUAAGAUCCAGCCUAAUGACGGGAGGGGUCAAACGAGGCGUAACCAACCCGUGGCUCAUGGAAGAAUCUGAGGAAACCCGAGGGCUUGGCUUUGACGAUCUCAGGCAGCAGCAGCGAAGGAUCAUAGAAGAGCAAGAUGCUGGACUUGAUGCUCUUUCUUCAAUCAUAUCCCGGCAAAAGCAAAUGGGGCAGGAAAUUGGGAACGAGCUGGAUGAACAGAAUGAGAUCAUCGACGACCUCACUAACCUGGUUGAAAACACGGACGACAAGCUUCGCAACCAGACGCGGCAUGUGAAGAUGGUGGAUAAGAAAUCAACGUCCUGCGGAAUGCUGGUGGUGAUCGUGCUGCUGCUGAUCGCGAUUGCUGUGGUCGCUGUCUGGCCGACGCACUAA
Nipponia nippon (crested ibis) is the source of this 822-nucleotide messenger RNA. NCBI's taxonomy places the organism in Eukaryota, Metazoa, Chordata, Aves, Pelecaniformes, Threskiornithidae. The record is from RefSeq and is a predicted model, not a curated record.